Diorhabda carinulata is the source of this 6576-nucleotide messenger RNA. RefSeq lists its product as uncharacterized. The record is from RefSeq and is a predicted model, not a curated record. NCBI's taxonomy places the organism in Eukaryota, Metazoa, Arthropoda, Insecta, Coleoptera, Chrysomelidae. Gene Ontology annotation, cellular component: membrane. Bases 54 to 899 code for a protein of 281 amino acids. The transcript has 5 exons.
CUUCGCAACAGUCUAAACUUUCAUGUAGUCCGAGAGUGGUGUUGCCUAACAUCAUGGAAAUAUUACUUCACUUUUAUUUAAUCUUGUGUGCAACAACUUGGUCUUUAGCUUCGGCCUUAACCUUGAAACAAGCUACGACAAAACCUCGUCAUACAAAAUUCAGUGUUUCUACAACUGAAGAAACCAGUCCGUUAGCAACACCAGUGUCGAGUACCGCUUCCAAAGAUGAUUCCGGCGUAGCUUAUUACAGAAUGUUCAAUGAUAAAUCAGGAGCUACGUGUAUUCUUCUUAAAACAGAUGCUGUGGUCGAGGUUCGCUUCAAACUUCAUGAUUUAGAUGAACAAGCGGACUCUUUUAUACCAGAAAAAGCCCUCAUCGAAGGUGAAUGCAAAGAAGAAGAUGCAGCUUGGAUGAGGAUCUCCUGGACUGGAUACAGUUUAAUCAUCAAUUUCGCAAAAACACCUGGUGGUGAACGAUGGUACAUAAGCAGUAUAGAACUCACCGUUAGUCCAGAUCUACCUCAAUUUCAUGGUAUACCAAUACAAAGAAAAUCGUCUAUCAAAUUGUACCAUCGUCAAAUGUUGAUCCCGACACCGGUGGGAAAGUCCUAUUCCUGUAGCGAAGUAGAGAUACCUUUAGAAACCGACGAAGAAGACAAUCCGCCGCCGGGGAUGCACGGAACGCUCUAUUUAAGGCUUCUACAAGUUCAAGCGUUCAUGUAUCGCAGCGAAUCUUUCGAUACGUCUUUCGAAUGUAAGCUGCAGAGGUCGUUUAGAGACGAAACGGCUCCGAUAGCUGUCGGGUCUACGUUAGCAGUUGCGGUGUUAGUUACCAUCGCAGGUUACGCCGCUUAUAGGUAUUUCAAAGUGAAAAACGUCCAGUAUAACACUAUGGAAUAAGUUUGGUUUUUAAUUUGACGAAUCGAAUUUGUGUCUGGUAUGUUUGUCGGAUUGAAAUUGAUGAAAGUGGUUUGUUUUAUGGUAGCAACAAAUUCAAAUAUUGUUAAUGGACUACCACUUCUCCUAUCCCGCCUAGUGAAAAGAAAAUGGCGAAACAUCUAUUCGGUUCGCCGUUCGAAGAUAAAUGAGUUUACAGCGUUGUCACAAGUGGUUAGAACGCGUCAGUUCUGACUCUUUUUAGUAGCAGUUUUGAUCUGUAAUGGACGUAAUAGAAAUUGAUAAAGCGUCUUGAUUUCAGCACUUUUUUCAUAGAAACGUUUUGACCUAUGUCGGUCUUUAUCAAACAAAACCAAACCAAUUUUCUAUCAAAAUCAAUAAGAUUUAUCAAAAAAAACCUAACGCGGCCGUUUUUACUUGAUUUCUUCGCUCAAAAGUUGCAGUAAGUUCGCAUAAUACUCGCCGUUGAUAGUUUUUCAUUUUCCAUGAUAGUCAAUCAAAAUUAUCCCACGCACAUCCAAAACAACCGACGACAUGACCUUGUCUGCAGAUGGAACGGUCUUUGCCUUCUUUGGAGCCGGUUCUCCCCUUUGCUUUGCUUGUUCUUUUGUUUCGAGAGUGAAAUGAUGGACCCACGUUUCAUUCAUGGUUAUGAAACUGCACAAAAACUCGGCUUUCUGAGAUGGAAAGACCUUUACGACGCUGUUUUUGUUCCAUUGUGACCAAACGCAGCACAGAGCUGACUCAUUUUUGUUCCCAACUCCGCUAAUGAAUAAAACAAGCUUGUGACAACACUGUUUCCAUGAACUCGACUAAAUAUACACGAAACUGACAUCGUGUAUUGUGUGUAUCAUUUUGUUUUUCAAUAAUUUUUUUUCUUUGGAAAUACAUACACGGUCAUAUCAGUUCUCAGUUCAGUAACAGUCGAACCGGUUCAAUCAGUUUUUCGUAGGUGUAUGUAUGUAUUGAGACUCAAUGGAUCAUUGAGUCGCCCUUUCUAGAUGCGAUACUGGGGAAUACAGUAUUUACAGCCGAUCCAUCAAUCCCAAUCCUUUUAAAAAGUCCAGAAUGUGGGAUGCUCUAGCUUCGUCUCCUAUUUCAUACUCUCUCACGUGAAGUGCUCUUGAGUUUCACACUUCGAAAGAAUGUGGUUAGAGGUUUCGUCCUCUGAGCAAUAAAAUAUGCGCGCCGCAUUAUCUGCUAAGUUUAACGUAUUUAGGUGUUUGUUGAGACGACAGUGCCCAGAUAGGACUCCUGUUAGUAUUCGUAGUUUGUUGCCAGGAGAGUCUUUGUCUGUCUCAGACCUUGUAGGUUGUCCCAAUAAUUGGUUUUGAUCCUAUCAACCUUCUUUUGCAAUGCUUUGCCUCUCCCUUCACUCCGGAGUGUCCCGGAAUCCAUUGUAGAGUAUUUUUCUUGUCUAGCUCGUUUAAUUUUUUUAGGCAGUCCCAAACGAGUUUGGAUUUUAUGAUAUUGGAGCUUAAAGCUCUAAUGACUGCUUGGCUAUCGGAGAUGAUGAUGAUCUUCUGUUUGCGACAGUUCCUCUCCAAAUUGAACUGGACACAUUUUUCAUUUAUAUAAAUUUUUGCUUGGUGUGUUGCUUUCAGUUGUUUGGUUCACUCCUAUUCUGUCUGCUGUUUUAGAUCCAUCCGUAUACCACUUAAUGGCAUUUCUGUUAAUUUCUUGUAUGGUGUUUUGACUCCACUUACUUCUACAGCUUAGUAUUGAGCUUAACUUUGGUUUGGUCAUUAUUUAUGGACGGCUUUUUCAUUUGUAAUUCCGUCUCUGAACAUUCUGUGAUGUUUUUUCUCCAGUACAAUGGGAGAUUUAGGUUUAAAAAGAUAAAAAUUUAAAGGAAACUCAAACUCAGACGCUGAUCUGACGGAAUGAACACACCUAUUUGUAUCAUUACAGUUCUAAGAAUUCUUGUGUGUAAAAAACGCGUUAGGCCCAUGCUCAUACCUCAGUUUUGAUUUGUGUGUUCUCGAUUAUGGAGUUUAUUGACAUUAAUAAAGCAUGUGUAUAUUUGUGGGACAAAAAGGACUCAAAAUAUCAUAAUGCAAAUAUAAGGGAGGCUGCGUUUUGCGCUUCUGUAGGAGAAAUACCAAAACGGACAACAGCAUUGAGUUCAACUGAAACGGCAAAACGGACGGUUCGACUGAGACGUUAUAUGACCGUGUAAAAGGACCUUUAGAGAAAAUGGUGAACGUAGCAUUUAGCGUUUAAAUUUUCGAAAUUUUCCGGGGGAGAGCCCCUCGCACGGGGCCCCGCGGUGGUUAGCGCCGCCACUGAAUUAGACCCAAAUAAUAAUUUGUUUUUGGACUUCAUUUACAAAUUAAUAAAACACACGUUGUUUUAAUAUUUAUAGUUGUUUUAUAUUUAGGGCUGUUUUAAUAUAUUUUUCUCUAAAAAUAUCAUAAUUACAUAUUAAAAAAAAUGUUAUGAGAAAUAAAAUGAAAAUAUAUUGUUCGUAAUUUAAAUUUAUGGUUCUAAAAGUAACAAUUUGUCAUAUAUCUUAGUCAAUAGAGCGUAAAUUUCAACAAAUCUGAAAAUAUCGGCGCCAAUAUCGAAUACAGUAUUAGAUCGUAGCAAAAAAUAUGAAUAUUUUUCGAAAAUUUUCAUUAAUAAAAAAAAAUUUGAUUCUCCAAUUACACUCGUCUAUAAUAGUGAAAAGGCACUUCUAAAUGUAUAUAAUUAUUGAAAAAAUUGUAAAAAUUUUGGAAAAAAAAGUGUUUCAGCGUUUCUUAUACACAUAUUGUUAAUCUAGAACCUGUAAAAUUUUUGGUAUCAACUCUCUCAACCUUGCAAAGAUCAUUACCAUUCUUCUCCUUUUUACACCUCGUUUAACCCCACAAAGAUCAUUACUAUUCUUCUUCUUUCUACACAUCGUUUAACCUAACAAUGUUCUGUCAGUUUCGUAUUGUUCUGUUACUUGAUUCCAGUUUUUGGAUGGAAUAGGUUAUGAAAAUAAUUACUUUAAAUCUCAAGUAUGCCUUGUAGGGUGUGCCUCAGUAGAUUUCGGAAAUAUUCAAAAUUAUUUGACAUAUUUUUCGCAAUAUUUUGCUUAUAUCAAGUAGCAACAUAUGGAUUUUCAACUAAGAAUUUUUGGAAAUAGUCACUCAUGUUUAUUUUUUUUAAUUUUCCAACUAUUUUGUAACUGCGUAAUUUUAAAUACUACUAUAAUUAACAUAUACGCGAUCCACUAAAAAAAAUUUCGGAAAAUACAACUAAAAACGAUAAAAAACACGAGAAACACAAUCCAAAUAAUACUAAUAAAAGAUUGUGUUUGCCUCCCAGCGGCCAUAUCAGUAUCAUAAACGUCAAAGUUUUGAAAUGACCUAUUCUUCUCUUUUUUACAUCUGGUUUAACCUAACAAACUUUUCUUCUUUUUCUACAUCUCGUUUAACCUAUCAAACAUCAUUACUAUUCUUCUUCUUUCUACACCUAAUUUACCAUAAAAAAUAUCAUAACUAUUAUUUUUCUUUCUACAUACGUCAUUCGAAUUUAUCAAUUUUAAAGCAAAAUAUCAAAAGAAGUGAUUUUGAGUCACUUGUUUAACCUAAUUUUCGUUUACGAACAAAAAUUUUACAGGUUAUUUGCUUGAAAGAAAAUAUUUUUACCAUAAUGUUCGUUAUGAUACAUAUUUAUAAAUAAGCAAGUACAUAAACUUGUUCAAAGUAGAUAUAGUGUUUUUAUAUUAUAUUUCAAAUGUUGUACAUGAUUAAUUUUAACUUGAAAUAUUUUGCUGUUAAUAGUUUGAGAAAAUGGAACCUUGAUGAUACUCUGAAUUUUUAAUAUGUUACCAUGAAAAGGAUGAAAAAAAUAACAAAAAGUGUUUUUUUUUUCAAUUUUGGGAAAACAAUGAAAUUUCACCUAAAAAUGGUCACGCGAUUUUUUUUGCAUUAUUGAUAUUUACAAAUUUAGGGUAGCUGAAGCUUAAGGGAUGAAAAUUACAGAUUUAAAAAAUCCUAAUUUGAUCAAAAAUUGUGAUUAUGCUCAAGAAAAAAUACGGACAUAGUUGAAAUUGGAAUUCAUAAAAUUUUUUAAGCAUUUUCUUUGUUAAAAUUGCAGUUUCUAGAUGUAUUUUUUAUCCCCGAAGCCGUAGCCACUUUAACUUUGUAAAUAUUAGUAAUACAAAACAUUUCAAACUACAACUUUGAUCAAAAGUUUUCAUUCCUAAAUUUUACCCCAUUCCCGAAAUUCAGAAAAAAAAAUUAUUCCAAAAAAUUCUUGACAUAUCUAUUUCAGACACCUCAAAGUAACUUAUAUUAAAAUUUCACAUUUAAAGGCACAUUUUUCAACUAUAAUAACUUAGGUGAUAUAUUGGGAGGAACCUGAGUACAUCAUGACACUAAAACAAAAGUCAUAAAAUUGAAUUCCCCAAUCUUACAGCUGUGUUUAUCCUGACCUUCAUUCAAUUAACAGUCACUUCACAAUCCCUUUCUCCCUUGUCUAUAAAUUACUGCAAAACACAUUGAAGACAUCAAUCGAAGAUCAAUCUUUGAAUGAGAUAAGACAAACAAGGCUAGGAAAGUAACCUAGUAAACUGUAUUACUGUCCUAGAUGUCCUAGAUGAUUGCUCUAGCUCGAAGUAGUUAGUGCAGUUUACAAUAUACUGGUGACGAGGUUUUGAACCUGGAGUGCAUUCAUGACCAAAAAAUAAUUCAAUUGUAACUAUACCGAUUUGCAAUAGAUAAAUUAACCUAACCAAAGAAGGCUUUCAUAAACGUAUAUGGACAAGACUGUGCUUUAUGUGCUUCACCUACUAUUUGAAGGUAGUAUUAUAAACCAGGAUAGUUAAACCAAUGGUGGAGGACGAUAUUAAACUACCCUAACUUGAAACACUAGUUUACUUGUUGAUAAAAAGCUAGUUCUGUAUACAUGUACCUAGAACUACUAACUAGUCAUUAGAAAAACGUGUAUAAACAAUACCAUGGGUUUUAAGAAAGAAGGAAAGUGGACAGUGCACAAGGAAGCUAUUAAACUCCCCUAACUUAGGUGCUAGUUUUUUACUAGCUUACUAGCCUAGAAAAUAAACUAGUUUUGUGUACAUUAGACCAGAGAUUCUAGUUUUUAACACUAAUUUGAAAAACUAUCCACAUUUGAUCAAAUUUCUAUCAUCAGGCAAUGCUCCAUUAAAUAAUUCUAGGAUCCUUUCACAAAUAUAGUGUAGUAAAAUAUUUUUAAAUAUAAAAUAUUGUUUUUUAAAGUUUUCUAAUUGUUUAAAGUAUAAUAAAGUAUUGCAACUUAUUUAUAUGAAUAUAUAGUUGUAAAUAUACAUAAAUUAUGUGGGAACCGAAAGUUGUUGAUGAAAAUUUGUAAAAUUAUUAUCGUCAAUUCAAAGUAGAGCAUAUCAUUCAAUUGUUUUAUUCAAAUACUUUGAUUAGAGGGUCAUACUUACGAAGGUCGAAAAUCUUGACAAAUAAUAAACUUUUAUUAAUGCUCCAGACAUUAUAAUACAUAUUAAUACAUCUUGACCAACUACUGGAUCUGGAUUUUUGGCAUUAUCCAAGCAUGUCCCACAAAUUUUCAUAUACAAUUUUGAAACGCCAUAGUCUGUCUUCCAUAUAAUACGAUAUUUAAAAUUAAACAGUAGAUUGGUGUUUAUUAAUUUUAGGUAAUUUGAAUUUUAUGGAUAUUAUUAUACACAUAUAUAUGAGAAUAAAGUUAAACAAAAUAAUAA